GAUAAUGGUGGUUGUAAAUCAUCAUCAAAACAUAAGGGCUAACAACUCGAAGAAUGAAUUUCAUGAUUUUCAUUCUUCAGAAGAUGAGAGUGAUGACCUUGAUGAAGUUGAUGAAGUGGAGGAAGAUGAUUUAUUUGAUCAAAAUGCUGAAAAUCCUAUGUUGGUAGUCGGUGCCAUAUUUAGGGAUGCAGAUGAUGUAAUAGCGGAUUAUAUCCCAUAGCCUUUGCUCUUGUUGAAGGAGAGAAGGAGAGUACUUGGCUUUGAUUUCUUCAACAUUUACGACAAGCACUAGAGAUGGAGAUGGAUCACAUUACCGUUAUUAGUGAUCAAGAGAAAGGCUUGCAAGAAGUAGUUUUAGAAAUCUUUCCUCAUGCUGAACACAGGGUAUGUAUGAGGCACCUAUGGAAAAAUUUGAAAAAGAAGUAUUCAGGAGAAGUAUUUGCGUGAUUUAUUUGGGAUGCAGCACGAUCAUAUAAAAUGAUCGAACACGAAAAGGUGAUGACUAAAUUGAGAGCUAUAUCUCUUGGAUGUGCACUAGAUUUGGAUGUUACUUUCACCAACGAGGGAUAUAAAUUGAGUAGAUGCAUGUUCUCGGCAGCUCCAAGAAAUCAUUUUAUUGUGAACAAUGUAAGUGAAAGUUUCAAUGCUUGGAUACUAGAAGCAAGAUCUCUUCCUGCAAUUGAUUUGGUGGACAAAAAUUAGAAUAAAGCUAAUGGCAAGAAUGAACAAAAGAAGAAGACUUGCAUCUAAAUGGAAGGGAAUGUUAGUACCGAUGGCUGAAAGGUACGUGAGGGAGAUUAGCAAGAACCUUGGUGGGUGGCUUGUGAGAUGGUCUAAUGACAAAAUUGCAGUAGUGGAGCUUAUGGAGAAGAGGGAAGUGUUAAAUAUGGAGAAUAGGACUUGCACAUGUAGAAGGGGGCAAUUGAUAGGUUUGCCUUGUAGACAUGCCGCGGAAGUAAUUGGUGAAAUGAGAAAUGCAAGAUGGUCAGAUUAUGUAGACCCUGCUUACUAUAUAAGCAAUUACAAGUUAGCAUAUCAAAAUGUGAUUGCGGCUAUGCCGGCAAAGGAAGAAGGGCAAAAUAUUCCACUUGACUACAAAGUUAGCCCUCCACAUGCUACACGACCUAGGGGCAGACCUAAGAAACAAAGAGUGUCAAAGAGAAGACACCAUUGUAGUAGAUGCGGUGGAAUGGUACAUCAUAAGCAUGCUCCCAUCCUCUCCUUUGAUCUACAUCCCCUACUUUAGUUGUUUUGAAGCAUUACUUGGAACCCCAACUGGGAUCAGCAAUCUCCCCCGACCAAUACCAUCCACAUCGUUAUCCACCUCCAAACAGGUCCCGAUUCGAUUACCAAUCAACUCUAUGGCUUCUUCGUCCAUGCAAUUCGGGGCAAGAUCAUACCAUUGGGUGACCCGCGCGAGCACGGGUUCGGAGGUUUUUUCGUUCUCUCUUUUCGCUUUUUGGUGUUUCCCGACUU
Molecule: messenger RNA, 1476 nt
Organism: Asparagus officinalis (garden asparagus)
Lineage: Eukaryota; Viridiplantae; Streptophyta; Magnoliopsida; Asparagales; Asparagaceae
Exons: 3
Coding region: 713-1246 (177 amino acids)
Molecular function (GO): zinc ion binding
Source: RefSeq, a predicted model, not a curated record